This is a messenger RNA of Pygocentrus nattereri (red-bellied piranha), 3019 nucleotides long. RefSeq names its product interferon-induced protein 35 (gene ifi35). The coding region runs from base 185 to 1315 and encodes 376 amino acids. NCBI's taxonomy places the organism in Eukaryota, Metazoa, Chordata, Actinopteri, Characiformes, Serrasalmidae. Gene Ontology annotation, molecular function: RNA binding. Gene Ontology annotation, cellular component: nucleus. The transcript is spliced from 10 exons. The record is from RefSeq and is a predicted model, not a curated record.
CUCUGAUGUUUUUGCUCUGUUUACUGAAAGCUGGGCUGUUUUCUGUGGAGAUAAAGAUGGUGGAGAGUUUAAUGGUGUAAGUCGGGAUCACGACGCUGUGGCUGAUCCGCUGAAUUCGGUCCUGUGUGGAGAGAAAUACGCGAGACUGGAGCAGCAGCGAGGGCCUGAGAGCGGACGAGAUUUUAUGCUGUCAGAAAUGUCUUCUGAUGAGGAUUUCUCUAUUGUAACUGGUGAUGACUUAAAACUACAGAAAGUCCAAGAGGAGAUUGAAAAGCUCAAGGCACAGCAUGACGCCCUGCUGAAAGACCAGAAGCUGCUCUCGGAUGCCAGGAACAGCAACGUCCAGUUUACUCACCAGUUCCAGCAGCGAGCUGUAAACAUCAGAAAGGACCUGGAGGAGGAGAAGGUCAAAAAGGCCGAGGCAGAGAAGAAGGAGCAGGAAAGGCUGGAAGAUGUAAAGAAGGAGUACGACAGGCUGGAGAUGGAGCUCAGGAGUGUGGACCAGAAACUGAAGGAUUUGGAGGAAACCAAUCAGAGCCUGAGGCAGCAGACUGAGGUGUCCACUGCAGUGCCAGAGAAGAAAGUGGUAUUUCACGGAGAGACGGCUGACGAGGCUCAGGCUUCGGGUUUCGAUUUGAAACCCCACAUUGUGUAUCCGAUGGAGGGGGGCACUGCGCUCAUCACCUUCGAGGAUGAAGAAGUGGCUGAAAAGAUCCUGGCUCUAAAGGAGCACGAGGUGAUGCUGGGUGACUGCAAAAUUGUCGUGCAGGCCGAGCCAGUGCGCUUCCUGGUGCCUGAUGUGGUGGAGAUGGACACUCAGGUUUGCCCGCGCCGCAUCCUUGUUUCCAACCUGCCCAACAAAGAGAGCAAGGAGCGGAUCCGGGAUAAGCUGGAGAUCCAUUUCUCCAAGUCCAAGAACGGGGGCGGGGAGGUAGAUGAGAUCGAUAUGCUGGAGGACUCUGGAAACGUGGUCAUCGCCUUCUUAGACAGCAACAUUGCCAAAGGCCUUACAGAUAAACAGACUCACGAGGUAGAGAUGGAAAAAGGAAAGAAGCACAAAGUGAAGGUCACUCCCUUCCUCAAUGGCGACAUCACACAUCUCCAGACUCGUAACGUGAUCUGUGAUAAGACGGUGCUCCUGACGGGAAUCCCCGCUGUAAUGGAUCAGGACAACCUGCAGGACCUGCUGGAGAUCCACUUCCAGAAGACCGCCAAUAGCGGUGGAGAAGUGGACGCCAUCAUCUACAACCCUGAGGGCCAGAAGACUCUGGCCGUGUUUGAACAGGAUUCUUCUGAAGAUGAGCAGAACCAGUGAGAGAGACCAUCGCGGCCUGACCACAGCCAAACUGCGACAACCUCGAUAUAUGCUGCCAUUAUUUAGCUAUACGGCUCAGGUCAGGUCAGGUUUUUGCUGCUAAUAUGGGACUGAGGAAGAUGACGGAUAACUUUGUGAUGAUUUUAUCCAAUUAUGCAAAGUUUGGAUGCACUGUGUCCAAUGACGCUGUUGUGGAUUUUCUAAGUGAAAAUAAGUGACAUUCUCUACAGAGAACACAUUCCUGCACAUUUUAAGACUCAAUAACUGUUUAUUGUUUAAAAAAUAUUCAGGUUGGCUUGUGCAGAUGUUUUGGCACAUUAAAUAUUGUAUAUUAUGUUAUCAUUUUUCCAAUAUGUUAAAAUAAACUGAAAUUGUGCACUAAAAUUGGCCAAAACACAUCAUAUUUAAGCCUGUUCACUGUAGAGGACGAGUCAACUUAUUUUCACUUAUUUAAUCAACAACACGUAAUUAUGAACAAUCUUAUAUCUUAUUUUUAUCACAUGUCAAUUUUAUCAUAUGUCAAUCUUAAUCGAAACUCUCAUAUUCAGAUGGUGCCGAAGCCCAUCAGGUGUGGUUAAGCUAGGCUAAUGCUGGAGCAGGGUUUUCUGUUGUAAAUGUUUAGCAGGUGUUUUGAGAUGGAUGCUGUAAUUUUGUGUUCUCCAGCAGUUCAACACAUUCAGUGCUUUUACAUGCAUUCAAUAAUCUGAUCAUAAUCAGAUUUCUGCAAUUAUUUGAUUAUUGAAAUGGUCACAAACAGCAUACACCGAUUUCUUUGAUCAGAGUAAGGUCUCCAAAUCUGAUUAAGUAAUCUGAUAAAAAGGCCGGAUUUUAGCUCAGUAAUCAGGUUUCUCAGUGCUGUAAACUCUUACUCAGAUUUCUUUUGGAUUUCCCAGUCUGAGCAUGUGUGAAGACAGUGGUAUCAGAAAUAAGCAAGCAGCAUCACCGCAAGACGCAGCAAAACACUUUGGAGCGACGCUGAAACCAAAUACAUGCUUGACAAAAUAGAGGAUUUAAAUACUUAUGCUUGUUCAUAUUUUCAGGUGAAGUGACUCAAUGUCUGAAGAAGAAAAAAAAAGCCACGGCACAAAGUUUGAGUUUUACGUUACAUUUACGUCUCGUCGUCUUCUGUGCGUUUAUUGGCUGGUCGCAAAGCAAAAAUCUGAUUACUGUCUGAGUCAUGUAGACCCAGUUUCCACAUUAUCUGAUUACUCAAGUGUAUAUAAACACAUUGAUUGGACUACUGACAAAAUCUGAUUUUCGGCAGUUAGCGGAUUAUUAAGUGCAUGUAAACAAACUCACUGUUUUACCUGCUUUAAUGUGUCUCAAGCUGAUUAUUAAGCAGUAAUGGGCUGAACCAGUGCAUGGAAAAGUCUCAACUGUGCAGUAAACAAGCCUGAAGUCUGGAGAAAUUAGUUGUUUGUGAACUUUAAUUUUGGUGAUUUUUUUAAAGAGGUUUUUGGGGGAAAAGGAGUCAUUUAUGUAUGCACUAUUGAGCUGUUUUUUAUUCUACUAUAUCGUUAUCUCAAAAAUGUAUCAUGAAUGCAAAUAUGAAGACUUGCAUAGGUAGUUGACGUUUAAGCCAGAAGAAAAAUAGAAAUAUAAUUUAAGUUCAUAAAACAAGCCAGUCAUAUUCAUAUGCAAUGUCAAAGUCUUCAAAAUGUAUUCAUUUCUCUUCUAAAGCAAUAAAGUCUUAUUUUCAGAAAA